Melanotaenia boesemani (Boeseman's rainbowfish) is the source of this 3613-nucleotide messenger RNA. It is a transcript of the gene coro2ba, whose product is annotated as coronin, actin binding protein, 2Ba. The record is from RefSeq and is a predicted model, not a curated record. The coding region runs from base 315 to 1781 and encodes 488 amino acids. Lineage: Eukaryota; Metazoa; Chordata; Actinopteri; Atheriniformes; Melanotaeniidae. Gene Ontology annotation, molecular function: actin filament binding. Gene Ontology annotation, biological process: actin filament organization. The transcript has 12 exons.
UGACAGUUUCAGAAGUAACAUCUAUUAGAUGUUGGAGAUCUUCUAGAAAUUCAACUUUGAGUUAACUAAUCUAAAGCAGAAACUGCCUGCUAAGUUAGGAAGGCCUCAGACUGAGCAAUAAGAGAGGGGCUCAUGCUCACAGCCCACAAGUCUUAUGAUGAGUUGGAUGCAAAGUCAUCUUGUCUUUGGGUGUUUGUGUACGUGCAUGCUUUUGCUCAUGUUAUCUGUGUGUGUGCUGUUGUGCUGCAAACCCUCGUGAGAUAGGAAAGACACGCUCAGACAGAACUCCUCUCUGUGCCAGAAGCCAGUGACCAAUGAAUGAGCAUCCUUGUAAAGAGAGCUCAAAGCAGAUGUCAUGGCGUCCGACCUACCGAAGCUCCAAGUUUCGAAAUGUUUAUGGCAAAGUAGGCAACCGGGAGAAUUGCUACGAUGGCAUCCCCAUCACUAAGAACGUCCAUGACAACCACUUCUGUGCCGUCAACUCUAAGUUCCUGGCGGUCGUCACAGAAAGUGCUGGAGGGGGCUCCUUCAUUGUUCUACCUGUAUCCCAGUCUGGCCGUCUUGACUCUCAUCAACCGAAGGUGUGCGGUCACCAAGGCAAUGUGCUGGAUAUCAAGUGGAACCCAUUCUUUGAAAACAUCAUAGCCUCCUGCUCUGAGGACACCUCGGUCCGAGUUUGGGAGAUCCCAGAAGGAGGUCUGAGACGCAACAUGAUGGAGGCGGUGCUGGAGCUCUAUGGUCACAGCAGACGGGUGGGACUGAUUGAGUGGCACCCCACCAGCAGCGGCAUCCUCUUCAGUGCCGGCUAUGACUAUAAGAUCCUGAUCUGGAACCUGGAGAUUGGAGAACCAGUGAAAAUGAUCGACUGCCACACUGACGUCAUCCUCAGCAUGUCCUUUAACACAGACGGCAGCCUACUGGCCACCAGCUGCAAGGACAAGAAGCUGCGAGUCAUUGAGCCGCGGUCUGGGAGAGUCCUUCAGCAAGCCAGUUGCAAAAACCACCGUGUAAACCGAGUGGUUUUCCUGGGCAACAUCAAGCGGCUGCUCACCACAGGGGUUUCUCGCUGGAACACCCGGCAGAUCGCUCUCUGGGAUCAGGAGGAUUUGUCUAUGCCAAUUGUGGAGGAGGACAUAGACGGCCUGUCAGGACUACUGUUUCCUUUCUAUGAUGCUGACACACAUAUGCUGUACCUGGCAGGCAAGGGGGAUGGAAACAUCCGCUACUUUGAGAUUACUACAGAAAAGCCAUACAUCCAAUACCUAAUGGAGUUCCGCUCCCCGGCCCCACAGAAAGGACUUGGGGUGAUGCCAAAGCAUGGGCUGGAUGUGGCAGCCUGCGAGGUGUAUCGUUUUUAUAAACUUGUCACCCUGAAGGGCUUGAUUGAACCCAUUUCCAUGAUUGUGCCAAGAAGAUCAGACACUUACCAGGAGGACAUCUACCCCAUGACGGCAGGAACUGAACCUGCCUUGUCUGCCAGCGAGUGGCUGAGUGGGAUUGAUAGAGACCCAGUCUUGAUGUCCCUGAAGGACGGUUACCACCGGCCAAACCAGUUAGUGUUCAAGGCUCCAGUAAAGGAAAAGAAGAGUGUGGUAGUCAAUGGGAUUGACCUGCUGGAGAACGUACCACCCAGGACAGAGAAUGAGCUCCUGCGGAUGUUCUUCCGGCAGCAGGAUGAGCUGCGGCGGCUGAAAGAGGAGCUAACCACCAAGGAUGUUCGAAUACGGCAACUGGAGCUGGAGCUCAACAACCUGAAGAACGUUAACCCCAACAAUGUUUGACCUCUGAGCCUCCUGGACUGGAAAAGCUGCUUCCUCUGCCCCCAGUUCUGACCUCUGACAAGCUUCUGAGUCAUCAUGCUUUUUUGAUAUAUCACAUUGUAUCAUAGCUUCAUUCCUGCUGUCCUGCAUAGUGUAGACAACAUAACUGUUGGAUAAUGUCUUAACUGAUGCAAUUACUAGAAAAUCUUCGUAGUUCUGAAUAUAAAUAACUUAGGCAGAUCAGGGAUUUCCAGUUUAACAUGAGCUUGGUGACUAGGCAGAUUUGAGAUCCAGUCCUUUUUCGUAUUUUCUGUUUAUAUUCAUGGAUAUUUUUGAUUUAGUGCAUUCUCAAGUGUUUUGAGCCUGUAAUCCAGCAUUUAGGUAUUUAUGCCUGUCCAGUUGUCCAUGUGGCAAAGCCUUUAUCACCCAGCAAAAAAGCCCCCCACACUUUUCUCCAGAACUGACUAAAACACCUUGGAAUUCUCAUUUUUACAUUAAGGCAAAACUGGAGAAUGCAAAGACUACCAUUGACUCCUACUUUUCUUCCCUAAAGCCUUAGACCCUGCUGCAGACCCACUCUGCAGCGAGCUGCAACAUGAUCUCCAAAUGGCGGACAAGCAGUAGUUUUUGCACCUGACAGAAAAGAUUUCUGCCGACAUGGGUCCUGUUUUUCACAGAGCUGCUUCUCCCGUAACUGCCUCCUCCUCCCACAAAUGUUGCCUGUAAAUUUACUUUAGAACACUGACAUACACAGUAGCUUCCCAAAUGCAAUCUUUUCCCCAGGAGCAUGAAUAGUUAACUUUCAACAAGUUUUUUUUUUUUUUUUUUAAACUCUAUUUAAAAAGUGGGAAAGCAGCAGAGGAGACGUGGAACCACAGGUGGUGGACUUGUGUAAACUUCUCAGAUUUAGCUUUGCUGGCUGUUUUUUGGGGCUAAUUUCGAGGACAGGGAUGAUGUAUAUUUGCUUUUAUUUAUUUGCCACACCUUACCUUUUUAGCUAAUAACUUGUAUAUUUGUUAAUCCCGAUGUUUUUGUAUGACAUGGCUGCACAAACAAUGAUUGUGAUGCUUGACAGAUUCAGUUGAAUGUUUCCGGUUGAAAUGGUGUAACAUUUGUGUGGAAUAGCACCUCAAAUGGUAAUAGUUGUUUGACUCCAACAACAUAACAUCACAUGAGUUAUGCAGUUAUAUUAUUGCCUAUUUGACACAGUACAAACUGUUAUAAUAACCAUCCUUUAUAUAUUUAACAAAGAUGUGUUUGCCUUUAGAUGUGUAAUUUUGCUUCAGGUCUUCUGCCUCUAUUCCACUUGUAUCAACAAGAAACUUUAAAUUGCAGUUUAAAUGCCUCCAUUUUGCUAUCAAACAUUCUUUACAUUUUUACAAUAAUGGACCCUAAAUUACACUUGAUAGGCACAAUUAUUACUUACAGGUUUUUCAGCCCUGGUCAAAUUACAUUUUUCCUUCUGUUUUCAUUGAUUCUGUUCUUUGAAACCCAAAAUGGGGGAAAAAAAAUAGGAGGAAUCUGCUACGUGGAAAGAAAAGGGUUUGUCAGGAAAAAGUAAGGACUGAAGGUCACAAGUCUUCCCUCAUCACAUCAUAGUUGGAAUCUAAAGGUUAAAGCUUCAGAUAAAACAAUCUGAAAAACAUGUGAACCCUUGAAAUGGAGACUGGAAGAAGUGAUGCAUUGGAGGUAAAUGUAUAUGCGUGUUGCAGGAAAAACAAAAGGCUGCAGAGAUUGUGGAAACUUUAAAGAAGAAUUAGUGGUGAAACAGGAAGUUGCAACUGGGGUUGUGUUGUGUCAGUGCCUCUCAUGUAGGUGCAAAAAUCUGCAAUUAAACUGUUGAUUGAAAAUGA